This is a messenger RNA of Vitis vinifera (wine grape), 1883 nucleotides long. RefSeq names its product lycopene epsilon cyclase, chloroplastic-like (gene LECY1). The record is from RefSeq and is a predicted model, not a curated record. The transcript is spliced from 10 exons. Gene Ontology annotation, molecular function: oxidoreductase activity, acting on paired donors, with incorporation or reduction of molecular oxygen. Bases 204 to 1682 code for a protein of 492 amino acids. NCBI's taxonomy places the organism in Eukaryota, Viridiplantae, Streptophyta, Magnoliopsida, Vitales, Vitaceae. Gene Ontology annotation, biological process: carotenoid biosynthetic process.
UCUUUCCCCUAUCCUUUCCUUCCACUUCAAAGCUCUCACAGAAGAGAGAGAAAGAGAGAGACACUGAGAGUAUAAAUAUCCAUCGAACUCCAUCCUCAUCUCUUCUGCAUUUUGGCGUUAGGGCUCGGAACUCAGCUUGUGAUUCGCUCGAAGGAGGAGGAGGGGGGGAAGAAGCAGAGGAGUGAUCAGUGAUCUUCGUCUACAUGGAGUGUCUCGGAGCUCCGAACUUUGCGGCAAUGGCGGUCUCUACCAGUGCCCCGUGGAGGUCGAGAAGGAGGAGAAUGAGGCCUGAGAACGCUUGUUUUAAUCAUCGGGACAGUUGUUAUCUGCCGUCCGUGCGAGUGAGGGCUAGUGCUGGGAGCGAGAGUUGUGUGGUUGUUAAGGAAGGUUUUGCGGAUGAGGAGGACUACAUCAAGGCCGGUGGAUCGGAGCUUCUUUUUGUGCAAAUGCAGCAGAACAAGGCCAUGGAUGAACAGUCAAAGCUAGCCGACAAGUUACCGCAGAUAUCAAUUGAAGAUGGUACACUGGAUUUAGUGGUGAUUGGUUGUGGCCCAGCUGGUCUCGCUUUGGCUGCGGAAUCAGCAAAGUUAGGAUUGAGUGUUGGGCUUAUUGGUCCAGAUCUUCCUUUCACAAAUAAUUAUGGCGUAUGGGAGGAUGAAUUUAAAGAUCUUGGCCUUGGAAGGUGCAUUGAGCAUGUUUGGCGGGAUACCAUUGUAUAUCUUGAUGAUGGUGAUCCAAUUUUGAUUGGUCGUGCUUAUGGACGAGUCAAUCGACAUUUGCUCCAUGAGGAACUGUUGAAAAGGCUUGCUACUGUUGCAUCUGGGGCUGCUUCAGGGAAACUCUUACAGUAUGAGGUGGGUGGUCCCAGGGUUUCUGUCCAAACAGCUUAUGGGGUGGAGGUUGAGGUGGAAAACAAUCCAUAUGAUCCAAGUCUGAUGGUUUUCAUGGACUACAGAGACCACAUUAAACAAAAAGUUCAAUGUUUAGAAGUGCAAUAUCCAACAUUUCUCUAUGUCAUGCCCAUGUCACCAACAAGAGUCUUCUUUGAGGAAACUUGUUUGGCUUCAAAAGAUGCUAUGCCUUUUGAUCUACUAAAGAAAAAGCUCAUGUCAAGGCUAGAGACAAUGGGAAUACGAAUUAUAAGAACUUAUGAAGAGGAAUGGUCUUAUAUCCCUGUUGGUGGAUCCUUACCAAAUACAGAGCAAAAAAACCUUGCAUUUGGUGCUGCUGCUAGCAUGGUACAUCCAGCCACAGGCUACUCAGUUGUAAGAUCAUUGUCAGAGGCUCCAAAAUAUGCUUCUGUAAUUGCAAAUAUUUUGAAGCGGAGUCAUUCUAAGGACAUUUUUACUCGUGGAAGAAGUACUGGAAAUAUCUCAAUGCAAGCUUGGAAUACCCUUUGGCCACAAGAAAGGAAACGACAGAGAUCAUUCUUUCUCUUUGGAUUAGCACUCAUUCUCGAGCUGGAUAUUGAGGGCAUUAGGACAUUCUUUCAUACUUUCUUCCGCCUACCCAAUUGGAUGUGGCAGGGAUUUCUUGGCUCCACUCUCUCCUCAGCUGAUCUCAUCUUAUUUGCCUUCUAUAUGUUUAUAUUAGCACCAAACCAAAUGAGAAUGUGCCUUAUCAAACAUCUACUAUCUGACCCUACUGGAGCAACCAUGCUAAGAACAUAUCUUACUGUAUAGUCUGUACCUUGGAAUUUUAUAUCAUUGCAGUAGUCUAUACCUUGGAAUUUUAUAUCAUUGCAGUAGACUAGAUGAGGAGCCUGGCCACCCACCUGCAUCUGUACAUAUAUAUAUAUAUAUACACACACGUCUGUAUUCAUAUCUAUUCCACAAAUUGGCCCAGUAUGUAAUAAACUGCCUUGCCUAACGCAUUCACACUCA